ACCAAUCUAUACUCACCCCCACAAUCCUAUAUCAAAUCUCAAACCCACAUCCUUCUCGGACGACUCCUCUUUCUCUCUCUACUUUUCUUUCUCUCUCUAUAUAUAUCCAUGCGUAUCUCUCUCUUCUCUCCCAAAUCAAAUCAAACUAGACCCAUUUCAAUCUGAGAAGUUUCAAACACAAUGGCGAUCUUCAGAUCUCCUUCCAUGGCCACUUUCCUUUCUUUCCUCUUCCUCUGUUUCGCUCUCUCUUCCGCUCUGGACAUGAAUAUAAUCGAGUACGACAAACAGCACGGCCAGGCCAUCCCUCCGCGAACGGACCGCGAGCUCAGGUCGAUCUACGAGUCCUGGCUCGUGAGGCACGGCAAGAACUACAACGCGAUCGGUGAGAAGGAGAAGCGGUUCGAGAUCUUCAAGGAUAACCUGAGGUUCAUCGACGAACGUAAUGCUGAGAACAGGCCGUACAAAGUUGGGUUGAACAAGUUUGCUGAUCUGACGAACGACGAGUACCGAUCUAAGUUUGUGGGUUCGAAAUUUGAUAGGAAGAAGAUGUUGUCGACUCCCAGGAGCGAUCGUUACGCAUUUCGCGCCGGCGAUGAUUUGCCGGAGUCGGUUGAUUGGAGGUCCAAAGGGGCCGUCGCUCCGGUCAAGGAUCAAGGACAGUGCGGGAGUUGCUGGGCAUUCUCAACUGUUGGUUCUGUGGAAGGGAUAAAUAAAAUCGUAACUGGAGAUAUGAUCACUCUGUCAGAGCAAGAGCUGGUGGAUUGUGACAAAUCUUAUAACAAUGGAUGCAAUGGAGGCCUUAUGGAUUAUGCCUUUGAAUUUAUCAUCAACAAUGGUGGCAUUGAUAGCGAGGCGGACUACCCGUACAAGGCUACCGAUGGCAUGUGUGAUCAAAAUCGGAAAAAUGCUCGGGUUGUUACAAUUAAUGGUUAUGAAGAUGUCCCAGAAAAUGAUGAGAAAUCCUUGCAGAAGGCUGUUGCAAGCCAACCAGUCUCUGUUGCAAUUGAAGCUGGCGGCAGGGAUUUCCAACUCUACACAUCUGGUGUAUUUACUGGACACUGUACACAACAGUUAGACCACGGUGUUGUUGCUGUUGGAUAUGGUACAGAAGAUGGUAAGGAUUAUUGGAUUGUGAGGAAUUCGUGGGGUCCCAAUUGGGGAGAGAGUGGGUACAUCAGGAUGGAGCGCAACAUAAAUACCAAAACUGGCAAGUGUGGCAUUGCAAUGGAAGCCUCAUACCCCACCAAGACUGGUCAAAACCCUCCCAACCCUGGUCCAUCCCCUCCAUCUCCACCAGUAAAGCCCCCCACUGUCUGUGACGAUUACUUCAAUUGCCAAGAGGGAAGCACAUGCUGCUGUGUCUAUGAAUAUGGUGGCUACUGCUUUGGCUGGGGAUGCUGUCCCCUUGAGUCUGCUACCUGCUGUGAUGACCACUAUAGCUGCUGCCCCCAUGAGUAUCCAGUCUGUGACCUUGAUGAAGGAUCUUGCCGACUGAGCAAGGACAACCCAUUGAGUGUGAAAGCCUCGAGGCGAGUUCCUGCUAUACCUAACUGGGCUCAAGAACGUGCCGGCGAUAAGGUGAACAAAUCUUGAGCCAGGCUUGGUUCGUCUGGGGGUACUGGUAGAAGCAAGCAAUGGGGCGCCAAAGAAAAGUGUUCGUGCUUACCAGCGCAAUAUCAUGGGAGGUUGCAAGGAAGCUACGCUUGCCAUUUGGUGAAUUAUAAGCUUGAUUUUACUGCACUGUGUCGACCCUGGAUGGAUUGCUUUUAUUGUUUUCAAGCUAGUAGUUCGUUGUAAAUAAUUUAUUUACAUUCUCUUAAACAGAAACAGAGACAAAUUGGAUCAAAAGCUUAAAUUAAGAAUGUAUUCUUAUGUACAAUACCUUCAAGUUUUUAUAUAUCACUUUCUUUUAAGAA
Cornus florida is the source of this 1916-nucleotide messenger RNA. RefSeq names its product cysteine proteinase mucunain-like. The coding region runs from base 181 to 1593 and encodes 470 amino acids. Gene Ontology annotation, cellular component: lysosome. The transcript has 5 exons. The record is from RefSeq and is a predicted model, not a curated record. Gene Ontology annotation, molecular function: cysteine-type endopeptidase activity. Lineage: Eukaryota; Viridiplantae; Streptophyta; Magnoliopsida; Cornales; Cornaceae.